Lactuca sativa (garden lettuce) is the source of this 2868-nucleotide messenger RNA. Its product is annotated as protein FAR1-RELATED SEQUENCE 5-like. The record is from RefSeq and is a predicted model, not a curated record. Lineage: Eukaryota; Viridiplantae; Streptophyta; Magnoliopsida; Asterales; Asteraceae. Gene Ontology annotation, molecular function: zinc ion binding.
GGAUUGGAAUCUUGUACUGUUAGAUGGGUAGGGUUUUGUUGUUUAGAUUUUCACCCAAAAAGGUUUUGGUUCAUAAUCAUUGUUAUAUGUUAAUGAUUUUGUUCUUAAGACAUAAAAAUGAAAUUCAAGAAGCUAUAUAUAUAUAUAUAUAUAUAUAUAUAUAUAUAUAUAUAUAUAUAUAUAUAUAUAUAUAUAUAUAUAGGGAAAAGUGAAUAUACCUAACAACCCCAUAUAAGCUUAGGUACCUAACAUCUAAUACUACGUCGUUUUGGUUGAUUUCCACAAAUCUUAUUAUUCUAAAUUUUAAUUAAAAAAAGCAGUUUCCAUAACUAUUUUACAGAGACGUGAUUGUAUAUGUGAGAUUUUUGUUGAUUAUUCUCAAUCAAUUGUUUUCUUUUAACCUAUUAAUCGAUUCUUGCACCUUAUUGUUGUCAAUCGACUGGAUUCUAUUUUCUGGCUGAUCAAGAGUCCUACUUUUCAAUUGAUUGUUGCUGCUUGCUGGCAUGAUGGCUGAAGAAGUUGCUCAGCCUACUGAAAUACAUGUUAUUGAUAAUAAUGAACCAAUCAGAAUGGUAGAAUGUAAUGAAGGAAAGUCUAAGGAUGAAAGUAUAGUGGGAAUGGUUUUCGAUACACCUGAUGAUGCAUAUACAUUUUAUAAUGAUUAUGCAUUUUUACAUGGAUUUGGUAUACGUCGUGAUUCCACAUUUAAACAUAAGUCGACAAAGGAACCUUAUCGGAAGAUAUAUGUAUGCGACAAAGAAGGUUUUAAACGGUUAGAUGAUAAUGCUUCAAGUGGAAUUGAGAAAAAACGGCGUAGAGAAGUUAGACUCGGAUGUAAAGCAGAACUUCGAAUUUCAAAAAAUAAGGAUGGUAAAUGGUUUGUAGACACUUUUAAUGACACACACAAUCAUGAUAUGAGCAUGACACCAACGAAGGUGAUGAAGCAUCGAUCCCAUAAUAAGUUCCAUCGUUCAAUGGAAUGCAAAUCUCUUAUGGUGAAACUAGGUUAAUCAGGAUUGAAACCUUGUGAGGUUAGAAAGGCUUUUAAUGGAAUGAAAACCUCAGCCGCCGUAGCUGAUGUUACUUCAAAGCAGUGUGCCGAUGUCUUAUCUGAGCAACGAAAACAAUACAGAGGAAAGGAGUUCUAUGGACUUAUAAAACAUUUCCAAGAUAAAGCCUUACAAUACUUUUCUGUGGAUUUAUGUGAUGAUGGGUGUCCUAAAAAUAUUUUUUGGGCUGAUGGAAGAUCAAGAGAUGCCUAUACUAAAUUUAGCGAUGUUGUUGUGUUUGAUGUCACUUAUAUGACAAACAAAUUCAAGAUGCCUUUUGCUCCCUUUGUUGGUGUUAAUCAUCAUGGACAAUCUAUACUUUUUGGUGGAGCAUUGCUAGAAAAUGAAAAAGAAGAAACUUUUGAAUGGUUGUUUGAGCAAUUCCUUAAAUGUAUGUUUGGCAAAUGUCCGAAGGCAAUUAUUACCAAUCAAGACAAAGCUAUGGGUAAUGCAAUAAAAAAAGUGUUUCCAAACACUCGACAUCGUUUUUGUGGAUGGCAUAUUAAGAAGCAUGAACAUGAACACAUUAAACCGUAUGUUUCCCGUUAUUGUGAUUUUAAAGAAUCAUAUACAGAAUGGGUAAAUAGUGACACCGUUGAAGAAUUUGAAAGUAGGUGGGAAGUUAUGCGUGAUAAGUAUAGAUUGGAAAACAAUUGUUGGAUAAGUGACAUGUAUGACCAACGAAUACACUGGGCUAAAGCCUUUUUAAAGGAUGUUUUCUUGGCUGGUAUGACCACAAGCGGACGAAGUCAGAGUAUUAAUUCAUUUUUUGAUGGAUUUGUUAACUCGAAGACUCUGUUGAAUGAAUUUGUAGUGCAAUAUGACAAAGCGGUUGAUUCUCGAAGGGCCGCCGAAGAAGAUGAAGACUUCAAGACUAUGAACUCGAGACCGGUUCUUUCUUCUAUUCAUCCAAUCGAAGAAAAAGUAGGUGAGUGUUAUACAAGAAAGAUUUUUGAUAUGUUCAAAAAAGAAUGGAUAGAAGCUACUAGCAAUUUAACUCACGAGACUAUAAGCAAGGGUACCGAAGAAAGCACAUAUCGAGUGGGGCAACUAAAAGUUGAAAAAACAUAUUGGCGAAUUGUUACAUUUCGUUUUUCUAAUGAAGUCAAUGUCACAUGUUCCUGUUCUAAGUAUGAGACAUGUGGGAUUUUAUGCAAACAUUGCCUAUAUGUGAUGAAGAAAAGACAUGUUGAAACACUACCUAGUCACUAUAUUUUACAUCGGUGGACACUUAAUGCUAGGUACAAGGUGGGUAAUAGUAUAAUCGGACUCGAAGAAAUAAACAAUGAAAACGAAGUUAGUUUCUACACAUUAUGGUGUGUCCGUUCAAAUUUCACUAAAGUAAUUAAUCAAGCAAGAGACUCCCCUUCGGAUAUACAAAAACUCAAUAAUCUAUUGAUAAGUAUUUUAGAUGAUCAAGCAACUCGAAAGAAACCUAUAGCAUUUGAGAAUGCAUCUCAAGGUUCGUGUGUGGGAAUUUCACAAGUAGAUAUGAUGCCCUAAUUAUCUGUCAGGGAUCCUCUUGGUCCAACUAACACGAAAGGGCGUCCUAGAGUUGCAAGUAGAAUUAAGUCUUCUUUAGAAGCCCCGAAAAAACGAACGUGCUCUUACUGCCAAAGAUUGGGUCAUUACGCUACUAGUUGUUCAAAAAGAAAAGAAGAUGAAUCGAUGCAAGAGAAAGAAGGAUGAGAGCUGUAGUUUCAUUGAGAAAAUGAUAAAUCUAGACAUUUCUUGACAUUCUGUUUUUUGUUAAUUGCAUUUUUCUUUGUUUCGGAGAAAACAUUUUUAUGCAAAUCUGGAUAGGUUAUAUUUUUGUUAA